AUGAAUAGUGAUCUUAAUCUAUAUGUCAGUUGUUAUGUAGUUCCAGUGAUAUGUUCACCCCUUACCCAUCAACCAGUCCAGUUUGCCUCAAGUCACUACUCCCAUUUAAGAAAUCUCUACCUUGCAGAUUCAGGAAGCAAUGGCCAAGAGCCUUCUGAUAUUGAUAUGUUGAUAAGAGCAGAUUUCUUUUGGCAUAUUGUCUCGGGCAAGGUCAUACGGGGGGAGCACGGCCCUAUCGCGAUGGAAACCAAGUUAGGAUACGUCCUUUCUGGCCCUGUAACAACUCCCCACACAAGCGAUGACAUUGUCGCCAACUUUCUCACCACCCACCUUCUACGAGUUGACACAACCGAGCCUGAGGAUUCAUUGAAUGUGGACUUGCACAGUCAGUUGAAGAAAUUCUGGGAAUUAGAAGCGAUCGGUGUUAACCCUAACAAGAACCCAGUAUAUGAGCAAUUUAAGGAGACAAUCGAGUUCAAGGACGGUCGCUAUGAAGUAUGUUUACCGUGGCGAGAAAGUCAUCAUCCCGUCUUACCCGACAAUUUUGAAUUGAGUGAACGAUGCCUUGCAUCCCAAGUGAAACGGUUGAGAAAGGACCCCGAGCUACUCCAAGAGUACGACGAGCUAAUCAAGAAACAGACCGAGACAGGAAUAGUUGAAAAGGUUUCCGAAAGAGCCAGUUGCACGCCUGGAAAGGUGCAUUACUUGCCCCAUCAUCCGGUGAUUCGCAGAGACAAGCAAACGACCAAGGUCCGCGUUGUGUACAACGCCAGUGCGAAAACCACCAAAACCUCUCUGAACUCAUGUUUGAAUGCGGGGCCUUCUCUUUUGCCAAAGAUAGUCGAUGUUUUGAUUCGUUUUCGUUUCCACAAGAUUGGGUUGAUAGCGGAUGUAGAAAAAGCGUUCCAUCAAAUUUCCAUGUCCACGGAGGACAGAGAUGCCUUGCGCUUUCUCUGGAUAGAUAACAUUGCAAGUGAAAAUCCUCAUGCAAGUGAGUAUUAACUUAUCGAUUUGCAAGAGUAGUCUUCAGUGUGACUAGCAGCCCGUUUCUGUUAAAUGCCACCAUAGCUCAUCACAUCAAUAGUUACGUGAAUGAUCCUGACUUCAUCACUGCCUUCCUGUCUUCCUUGUACGUGUACGAUUUUAGUGGUGGAGCCGGUACAAUACCGACAGCGUACGAGUUAUAUCUGAAGAGUCGACAGCGCAUGUCAGAAGGGGGAUUUAGUCUCCGGAAGUGGGCAACCAACGAUCCAACUUUGCGAGAGGAGAUCGCAAGCCACGAGGUCGAUAACUUUGUAACUGAGAGAACGUCCGAGAAGCCAAUCGCUGAAGACAACCAAACUUAUGCCGCAUCAUCAUUGGGUACGAAUGUAACGGACAGUUGUGAAAAUAUUCGUAAG
Molecule: messenger RNA, 1400 nt
Organism: Paramuricea clavata
Lineage: Eukaryota; Metazoa; Cnidaria; Anthozoa; Malacalcyonacea; Plexauridae
Source: the annotation of a GenBank genome assembly